GGAGCGGAGGCUGCCAUGGCCACGGCGCUGCCCCCCACGCCGGCCGGCGGGAGCCGCUCCGCCAGCCGCGCCGCCGAGUCCCCGCUGAGCCCGGCGCGGCUCAGCCGGCUGCAGGAGAAGGAGGAGCUGCGGCAGCUCAAUGACCGCCUGGCCGCCUACAUCGAGCGGGUGCGGGCGCUGGAGGCCGACAAGUCGGUGCUGCAGCAGCUGCUGAGCGAGCACCAGGCGGGCAGCGACCGGGAGAUGGGCUGCCUGCGGCUCCGCUAUGAGACCGAGCUGGCCGAUGCCCGCCGGGCGCUGGACGACAUCGCCAUCGAGCGGGCCACGCUGCAGGUGGAGCUGGGCAAGAUUGGCGAGGAGCACCGGCAACUGCACGUCAGGAAUUCCAAAAAGGAAAGUGAUUUAAACGUGGCCCAGGCUCGUGUGAGAGACCUCGAUGCCCAGCUGAAUGCGAAGGAAGCUGAUUUAGCAACAGCCCUGAAUGAGAACCGAACUUUGGAGAAUGAGCUCCGUGAAUUAAAAGAUCAAGUACUCAGUCUUAAUCUGUCACUGGAGGAUACUAAAAAGCAUCUCCACAGUGAAAUGUUGAGGAGGGUGGACCUAGAAAACCAUAUCAAAACAUUGCAGGAAGAAACGACGUUCCAGAAGCGCCUUCAUGAAGAUGAGCUCAAGGAGACAAAAAGAGUCCACGAGAGAAGGAUAGCAGAAGUAGAAUCUGUCCGUCAAAGAGAAUUUGAGAGCAAGCUCUCAGAUGUUCUGCAGGGGCUCAGGAAACAGCAUGAAGAACAAAUUCAAGGCUACAAAGAGGAGAUGGAGCGAACAUUCAGUGCAAAGGUGGAGAAUGCCCAGCUAACUGCAGCAAGGAACUGUGAGCUUGCCAAUGCCACUCGGGUGGAGCUGGUGGAAACACAGAAGAGAGUGGAUACUCUGAUUUCUCAAGUUAAUCAAUAUCAAAGCCAGAAUGUUGCUUUGGAGAGCAAAAUAAAGGAGCUACAGAACUUGCUGGAUUACGAUCGUGAUCUCCAUCGACGGCGUAUGGCUGAAAAGGAGGAAGAAAUAGCACAAGCUCAGAAGCAGGCACAAGCACAGCUGGAAGAGUAUGAGCAGCUCUUAGAUGUGAAACUGGCUCUAGACUUGGAAAUAAAUGCGUACAGAAAGAUGUUGGAAGGAGAGGAGCAGAGGCUCAAGCUGUCACCCAGUCCAUCUUCACACAGCACAGCAGCUCAAGCAGCAAGCCAGGGCCGACGAUACCUGCAUGGGAAGAAAAGGAAAAUCAAAGAAACCAAAAAGAGGGAGCGUAGUGCUGCACUUAAGACUAUUCAGCAUGUUUCAGCUACUGGAAAUAUAUCUAUUGAAGAGAUUGAUGCAGAUGGGAAAUUUGUCAGGCUUAAAAACCACUCUAAUGAGGAUCAAUCUCUACAUGGCUGGGUGUUGAGACGACGUAUUGGAAGUGUGGCAGAUGUUAAUUACAAGUUUCCUUCAAGGUUCACUCUUCAGGCAGGCCAGGAAGUUACAAUCUGGGGUGCAGCUGCUGGUGUUAGCCCAGGUCCUAGUGAUCUGGUCUGGAGGUCUCAGAAAUCUUGGGGAACUGGAGAUAAUAUUGGUGUUACACUCAUCACCGAUGAUGGUGAGGAACUUGCAGAGAGGAAGAUAAUGCUUGUACCCAGAGAAGAAGAAAGUGAGCAAGAUGAUGAUUAUGAAGAAAUAACUGGAAGUGAAGCAGAGUUUGCAUCUCAGACCAAAAGAAGAAGAAAAAAGAAAUGUUGUUUGGUUUCAUGAUAGUGGUUCCUGUGAGCAUCCUUAAGCAGGUGAGAUGGUGAGAAUCAUGCUUGUCACCUCAUAGAAAACUUGCUUCAUCAGUAGUGCUGCAGUCUCUUGUCCCACAUAGGAUGUAGCUUGCAUGGCUUUGCACCAGAAAUGCAACUGAAGUUCUGCUUAUUCUCUGAGUAUGAUCAAACAGUAGCAUUAAUUGUUUGCUAUCUUAUUACUGACACACUGAAAAUACAACCUCUAAUGUCCAUAUCAUCUACCUACCUGACUGUGAAUUAAAGCUGUUAUCCCAAGAACAGAAUGCAAACACUAACUACUUCUGUGGGAUGAAGUGACUUCACAUUCCAGUGUCCCUAAAUUGCUUUUAAGACAAUUUCAGUGUGAACUUAAGGUCAGUAUACUUACGAACUUUUGGCUACCAACUUGCAUGGUGUAAUAUCCUGUGCAAGAUAUCCAGCCCCCUCAAAUGCCUUUUGACUGACUGUAAUUCAAGUCUGAACUGAUGCAUUUUGGAUGCUCCUACUGUACUUUGAUAUAUUUUUAGCUAUCUUUAAUUGUUGAAAUGAUCUAAACCAACUAAUAUGAGGGCUUUAAGUUGGUCCUAACCAAACAAUUAUAGACUGUACUUAAUUGAAGUUGGUUUGUGUCUUGACCUGAAACAGUACAAUGGUACAAACUCCAAAGCCUGAGAGCAAGGGGAUGCUUAGCUAAAAACUCUUCUUCCUACUGGCAAAUGUUCAGUUCUUGCAGCUCUUCAUAAAACUGAUCCUACACAGUUACAAGGAGGGUCACAUCUUACUGCACUAAAUUAAAGCUCCCACUACCAUUUCUUAGAUAUUUUCAUAAUGUAUCUGUCGGAAAACUAACUUAAAAGUACCUUAGUACUGUCUUUCUGAAAAAACUACCUAAACAGGCAGUUACUGCUGGGUUUUGGGUUUUUUUUCCUUUUAAACAAAAUCUGGUUAAAUAUCUGUUACUACGAUACCAUGUGACUUAAAGGAUGUUUGUCAGUCUCCUGACUUGCAUGCACAUUCUUGUAAUAUUUUCAGUCUCACUGGAGGAUGGUGAGACCCUGUUAAAUUGGCUAUUGAGGAGGUCUAUAAUGCUGUUUUGCCCUUUGGGCUCUUAGUGAUAUAAGCUUCUUUUCACACUCAGAGUAGGGCUUCUCCUCAAGGAUGGCUUCUUUUUAUUUUAAAAGGCAUUUUUUGAAUUUACUUAUCUGACUUGUUCAAUAAUCAGUGAUGGAAAGCAAAAGUAACAUUUUUCCUUACACUUCUAAUCUGUUUUAUCAGCAACUUUACAAUACAGUUGUGUGCCAUUUAUGGUAAGAAUCACUUCUAAUACUUCCAAUCAAAUUUUAAUGUCAUUCCUGUUUGCUGAAUUCCUGUCAAACUUUUGAUAUUAGUACCUAUAUGCUUCUGCUGCCUUGGUAGUACUGAAA
This is a messenger RNA of Melozone crissalis (California towhee), 3211 nucleotides long. Its product is annotated as lamin-L(III)-like. Bases 16 to 1779 code for a protein of 587 amino acids. NCBI's taxonomy places the organism in Eukaryota, Metazoa, Chordata, Aves, Passeriformes, Passerellidae. The transcript has 11 exons. The record is from RefSeq and is a predicted model, not a curated record.